Equus quagga is the source of this 2632-nucleotide messenger RNA. It is a transcript of the gene FBLN1, whose product is annotated as fibulin 1. Gene Ontology annotation, cellular component: extracellular region. Lineage: Eukaryota; Metazoa; Chordata; Mammalia; Perissodactyla; Equidae. Bases 342 to 2462 code for a protein of 706 amino acids. The transcript is spliced from 17 exons. The record is from RefSeq and is a predicted model, not a curated record. Gene Ontology annotation, molecular function: calcium ion binding; peptidase activator activity. Gene Ontology annotation, biological process: extracellular matrix organization.
AUGCGCCCCCCUUCUCUGGCCCCCACCCGGGAGAAGUUUGGGGUCCCCGCUCCCACCCCCUAGCCGUGGGCCGCGCGCCCCUCGGGGCCGGGGUGCCGGGAGGGAGGGGGCGCCAGCUGUCCCGACGGGGGGCGGCCCGGAGAGAGGGGACGGGCGCCCGCGGCCCCGCCUCCACCGCGCCCUCCCCCGCGCCCUCCUCCGGGGCGGGAUAAUUGAACCGCGUGGCCGGGGCCGAGCGUUGGCCGCGGAGGCUCGGCCGGAGCGUGGAGCCCGCGCUGCCCGCCCGCCAGCCCGUCAGCCCGCCAGCCCGCGCCUUUGUCCGCCCGCCGCCCGCCGGCCCCAUGGAGCGCGCCCCGCCGUCGCCCCGGCUCCCGCUGCCGCUGCUGCUGCUCGGCGGCCUCUCGCUGCUGGCGGCCCGAGCAGGUGCAGAUGUCCCCCUGGAGGCUUGCUGUGCUGAUGGACAUCGAAUGGCCACUCAGCACAGGGACUGCUCGCUGCCUUAUGCCUCGGAAUCCAAGGAAUGCAGGAUGGUCCAGGAGCAGUGCUGCCACAACCAGCUGGAGGAGCUGCACUGUGCCACGGGCAUCAACCUGGCCAACGAGCAGGACAGCUGCACCACGCCAUACAGUGACAACGCCAGCCUCGAGGCCAUGUUUGUGAAGAGGUGCUGCCACUGCUGCCUGCUAGGGAGGGCAGCUCAGGCCCAGGGUCAGAGCUGCGAGUACAACCUCAUGGUCGGCUACCAGUGUGGGCUGGUCUUCCGGGCGUGCUGCGUCAAGGGCCAGGAGACUGCAGACUUUGCCCCCGGUGAUGUCGGGGACCUCCAAGAAACAGCUAAGAUUUCUGAGGUGAAGGAGGAGCAAGAGGACCCGUACCUGAAUGAUCGCUGUCGAGGCGGCGGGCCCUGCAAGCAGCAGUGCCGAGACACGGGGGAGGAGGUCGUCUGCUCUUGCUUUGUGGGCUACCAGCUGCUGCCCGACGGUGUCUCCUGUGAAGAUAUCAAUGAAUGCAUCACGGGCAGCCACAAUUGCCGGCUUGGAGAAAACUGCAUCAAUACUGUGGGCUCUUUCCGCUGCCAGAGAGAGAGCAGCUGUGGGACUGGCUAUGAGCUCACAGAGAACAAUGACUGCAAAGAUAUUGACGAAUGUGAGAGUGGUAUUCAUAACUGCCUCCCCGAUUUUAUCUGUCAGAAUACUCUGGGAUCCUUCCGCUGCAGACCCAAGCUACAGUGCAAGAGUGGCUUUAUACAAGAUGCUCUAGGCAACUGUAUUGAUAUCAAUGAGUGUUUAAGUAUCAGUGCCCCGUGCCCUGUGGGGCAGACAUGCAUCAACACGGAGGGCUCCUACACAUGUCAGAAGAAUGUGCCCAACUGUGGCCGUGGCUACCAUCUCAACGAUGAGGGAACCCGCUGUGUUGACGUGGAUGAGUGCUCCCCGCCCGCGGAGCCAUGUGGCCCUGGGCACCGCUGUGUGAACUCCCCUGGAAGCUUCCGCUGCGAGUGCAAGGCUGGUUACUACUUCGACGGCAUCAGCAGGACUUGUAUAGACAUCAACGAGUGCCGGCGCUACCCCGGGCGCCUGUGCGGCCACAAGUGCGAGAACACGCCCGGCUCCUACUUCUGCAGCUGCACCGUGGGCUUCCGGCUCUUGGCCGACGGCCGCUCCUGCGAAGACAUGAACGAGUGUAACAGCAGCCCCUGCAGCCAGGAGUGCGCCAACGUCUACGGCUCCUACCAGUGCUACUGCCGCCGGGGCUACCAGCUCAGCGAUGUGGACGGGGUCACCUGCGAGGACAUUGACGAGUGUGCCCUGCCCACCGGGGGCCACAUCUGCUCCUACCGCUGCAUCAACUUCCCUGGAAGCUUCCAGUGCAGCUGCCCUUCCUCCGGGUACAGGCUGGCCCCCAACGGCCGGAACUGCCAAGACAUCGAUGAGUGUGUGACCGGCAUCCACAACUGCUCCGUCAAUGAGACCUGCUUCAACAUCCAGGGCGGCUUCCGCUGCCUGGCCUUCGAGUGCCCCGAGAACUACCGCCGCUCCGCAGACACGCUCCGCCAAGAGAAGACAGACACCGUCCGCUGCAUCAAGUCCUGCCGCCCCAAUGACGUCACCUGUGUGUUGGACCCGGUGCACACCAUCUCCCAUACCGUCGUCUCGCUGCCCACCUUCCGCGAGUUCACCCGCCCUGAAGAGAUCAUCUUUCUCCGGGCCAUCACGCCAGCGUAUCCUGCCAACCACGCCGACAUCAUCUUCGACAUAACGGAAGGGAACCUGCGGGACUCCUUCGACAUCAUCAAGCGUUACAUGGACGGCAUGACUGUGGGUGUUGUGCGCCAAGUGCGGCCCAUCGUGGGCCCAUUUCACGCCGUCCUCAAGCUGGAGAUGAACUACGUGGUCGGGGGUGUCGUGUCCCACCGAAAUGUCGUCAAUGUCCACAUCUUCGUCUCUGAGUACUGGUUCUGAGGGCCAAGUCAUUGCUGCCAACAACUCCGCCCUGUCCCUGUUGUACCACCCAGACAUUUCUUGAUUUUAUGUAUUGUUUGUAGUAUAAGGCUGACAUGUGUUAAGCUGGGCCAGAGGAAUAAGUCCAUCUGAUGUAUUUUGGUGUUUAAAUAAUGAGUCCAAUUACUCAA